CUGCUGCUGUGAAAGUAUGGACUGUGAAUGAGCAGUGCCUACAUGGAGAGCAACAAGCAGCCAGUGAAGGAGGUGCUUCCUCUGCCUCGCCACCCUUCACCACUUCCUGUGACCUCUUCCUCUCUGAUCCCUGCUGCCCCCUUAAAGAAACAGAACACCGGCUCCAUGCAGAAUGUACAAGUGGCCUCUUCAGUGGUUACAUCGUUCAGCUAUCUAAAGCCUCCAGACAGGGAUCUGUCCCUGAUGUCCCACAUGAAGUCUAUUAAGUCUCUGAGGAAGGCGGGCCUCACUGCGGUCUUCACGGGACAAACGAAGCUUGACGGAGAGCAGCUGUUGGAGGAGAUACCGAUUGUCGAUGUGAUCCUGGCUGACAUCGACUCCCUGGUGCCGACUCACGAUGAAGCCGGCCGCCCCAUAGCGGAGUGGAAACGUCAGGUGAUGGUGCGGCAGCUUCGGGUCAGACUGCAGGAUGAGGAGGACCAGAGGAGACAGGACUUGAGUGAUGACUACGCACCAGUGGAUGGUUGGAAGUUCUCCCAAGCCCACAAUGCAGUCCUGGGUCCCUUUGGGGAGCUCCUGACAGAGGACGACCUGGCGUACCUGCAGCAGCAGAUCGAGACUGUCUCCCUGCAGAAACGCUGCCAGGCCUAUGAGCUGGAGCUGACCAGGCUGACGGAGGAGCUGCGGGCCAUCUUACCUGAUCCCAUCGUAAGCAUCUCCAUUAACAGGGAGGUCCUACAAAAGAUGGAUGCCGAGGGGGAAAUGCACCUGACCUUGCCCGGGUGGUGCAGUCGUGUCUCAGAGAUCGUCAAGAGUAUGUCACUGCUGGUCGCUAAUUUGACUCAAACCACAGGGGACGGGGGGGAGAGGAGGAUAACCUCCAACGCAUGUCGGAUUCCUCAUAUAGGGAUGGCGUCCGCUUUUAGCCAUCGUCUGGAGACCAACAGCUACAGCAGAGCACGGAGGGAAAGGGUGGAGAGGGAGAUCCAACAGUCCGGGGUGUCAGUGAGAAACUUGAGAUCCAACUUUGAAGGUCAGAUUGGUGGUAUUUAUCCCUUCGCUGGGGUUCGGAAAGGAGGUCCAGUCCAGGGAGCGUUUGGAGCGUCCGGAGUAAAUAACCAGGAGGACAACACGGUCCUGAGUUUUAAGGUGAGCAACGGUGAUCCUCCUAAACAACCUGUGAUGGAGACCACAAGCUUAAGGAAAGAGCGUAUAGUGGUGCUGUUCCUGAGCCACUGGAAGAAAUCUGCGUACGCUAUUUCAGUGAGAAACAGACAAGAAGCACUGCCGGGGAGAGCGACAGGAGAACCGCCCCAACAGAGAGCCGCCUCCAUGUUUCAAUUCUGCAAACAACGAGGGGCUGUGGACAAGAUGCUGAGCUGCUGGAGGAACAAGCUACAACUCAAAAGUGCACGGAAGUCCUGUUUGUCGACCUCCGACUCCUCCCCAAAUCCCCGACCUCAAGUGACCUUCUCCCCGGAGCAAUUCCUUCCCGACGUGGAUGGUGCUGCAGUGACCCACGACACUUUGACCCUUGACCUCUUCAUGUUGGGAUAUUUUAACAUCCUUGAGCAAGAGCUGUCGCCCGAGGAGAGGAAGAUGAGGCAUCUGCUCUGCUUCGAGGUGUUUGAUCACGUCGGCAGCUUCUCCUGGGAGGUGGUGAGGGACUUCCACAAGGCCGUUCUCCAGGAGAUCCGUGCCGGCAAGCGGAGAUGGAGCGACGGCUUCGAGGACAUCAAAGUGGCCUUCUUCGGGGACUCCGGGCCGUGUCGCUGUCCAUCACCGUUACCGCCAUCCUCGUCAAUGUUGUCAGACUCCAGACUCUUACCCAAAGUAGUGACGGAUCCGACUGCGCCUCCAGGCGAGCGUGGCAGGGACACAGACAUUUGUAAAUACAUUGACCGCAGUUUUGCUUUCUGGAAAGAGAAGGAGGCAGAGCUGUUUGAUUUUGAAAACUAGCAUUUCAGGUUGAAUUUGACAUUUUUUUCACAAAACAAUGACGUGUUGGGGUUUAUUUUUGCGAGAGUCAAAUACAAUUCUGUUGAAUCUUUUAGUGAUAAAUAUUUAUUAGUGGUUUACAUCGCAGUUACUGUAAAAAAAAAAUGCUUCCCAUUGAUGCCUCUCCUUCCCAUCCAUUGUCUAUUUCCAUUUCUUUAGUUUUGACCUUUCUUGGUUUGCAUUCCUCCCGUAUGGCCCCUAAAUGAAUGCCUGAUUACCCCUUGAGACCCUCACUCAGUUUUUGGUACCAUGGUGUUGUGCAGAAAUGAA
Pungitius pungitius (ninespine stickleback) is the source of this 2268-nucleotide messenger RNA. RefSeq names its product espin like b (gene espnlb). NCBI's taxonomy places the organism in Eukaryota, Metazoa, Chordata, Actinopteri, Perciformes, Gasterosteidae. Gene Ontology annotation, molecular function: actin filament binding. The transcript has 6 exons. Bases 28 to 1959 code for a protein of 643 amino acids. Gene Ontology annotation, biological process: actin filament bundle assembly. The record is from RefSeq and is a predicted model, not a curated record. Gene Ontology annotation, cellular component: cytoplasm.